Molecule: messenger RNA, 390 nt
Organism: Hydatigera taeniaeformis
Lineage: Eukaryota; Metazoa; Platyhelminthes; Cestoda; Cyclophyllidea; Taeniidae
Source: the annotation of a GenBank genome assembly
AUGCCAACUGCAGAAACUGCUACCCGUUUCUCUCGCGAGGUUUGCCUCUGGCUACUCACCACUCCAACUUCAACCACACCACCACCAGUAGCAUCACAGUGUGGUGACGGCCGCAGAGGAUGUGAAGAGAAUGCGGAGUAUCUUCCCCAUGUGCUCUUGCGUCUGUUACACCUUUGCAACCGUUCUGUGCCCAACGAGGAGGUCGCGUUGGCAGCUGUCGCAGUGAUGCUCAACUUGACAGUUGCUGUCAACAAUGCUGACGCCGGCACCGUGGCAAUGUGGUGGCAGCGACGGGUGCUGAAUGAGGAGGGUUCUUCACACUCGCAGUCCAUUGUUGAAUUCCUAUUUGGCAGUCUGCACCGGUUGUCACGAGCAAAACCUGGCACGUCG